GCCCCUCCUUUAAAAUGACUAAAAAAUUAUUUUCUUUUUUUAAUAAUUACAGUCUAAUGAUGGCUGAAAAUAAAUCAAACCCAAUAUGCCAGUAUUUCAGUAACAUCAGGGAAGGCCAAGUGCAAUAUCUGCCAGAAAUUGCUGAGCAUGGGAGCAAAAAAAGGAAAGGCUAAAAAUACCACAAAUAUCUGGAAUCAUGUGAAAGUCCACCACCUCCAAGCUUAUAAAGACGCACAGAGGGAGAAAGAAGAUGCAGCUGCUUCUUCAUCCAGCUUUCAGCCCACUGUAGUACAGAUGUCUGAUGCUAAAAGAAAAUGGCAAAAUACUGAUCCCCGGUCCAAGAAAAUAGAUACCCUAAUCACAGAAAUUAUUGCCACAGACAACCAGCCCUUUACAGUUGUUGCAGAUAUUGGCUUUCAAUGCUUGCUGGCAACAAUAGAACCAAGAUAUUCAAUCAAAAGUGAAAAAUACUACCGCACAGACAUGCUGGACAGUGUGUACAAAAAGGUUACACAGUGAAUUAAGACACUAAUUGCAACAGAGAAUGCUGGCCCCUAUUUGUCCUUCACAACAGACUGUUGGUCUGGAGAAAUCGAAUCGCUUAUGAGCCUAACAUGUCAUUUUAUAGACAGUAACUGGGAAAGGAAACAAGUCAUUCUAAAUGUCAAGGCUAUGUCUGGCUCCUAUACUGGGGACUAUAUCAGGGAUAUGUUUCGUUGCAUGCUCAAUGAUUGGGACAUCAACCAAGACAGAGUGGUGCUUGUGCUGCGAGACAGUGGUGCCAACAUGAUUAAAGGCCUCAGACUGGCAGAUAUACCAAACUUAAGCUGCAGUGCACACACAUUACAGCUUGUGGUGAAAGAGGGUAUCAGCAGUCAGCGAGUAGUAGGGGACAUCAUUGCCAAAUUAAAGACUUGUGCUACACACUUUAGCCACUCUGUGCUUGCAAAGCAGCGUCUUGGAGCCAUCCAAAAAGAUCUUGGCCUCCCCCAGCACAGCAUCAUUCAGGAUGUUCCCACCCGCUGGAACUCCACAUUGCAUAUGUUGCAGAGGAUGCUGGAGCAGGAGUGUGCCCUGAAUUUCUAUGUAGCAGAACAUGGCAAGUUUACCACACCUCCAGCAGAACAAUGGGAUAUCAUCUCAAAUUUGAUAGAUACACUGGGUCCUAUUGAGGAAGCGACUUUGGAUAUCUGCAAGGCAGAGGCCUCCAUCUCCUGCAUUAUGCCAUGCAUAGCUGUACUGAAGAUGGUGCUUCAGGCAGAGGGUCACACCACAAGGGGAUAAAAACAUUUAGAGAAACCAUGUGGCAAAGCUUGGAGAGACAAUUUUCAAAGAUAGAGGAUACCAAAUGUUUGGUUCUGGCAACACUGCUUGAUCCUCGAUACAAGGGCCAUGUAUUUGCAGGGGACACAGUGAGCAAAGCAAAAACGUGGCUGCGAGAAGAGUACGCUACUGUGUCCGAGCAACAAAAAAGUGGAGAUGAAGGACCAGAACUAAAACAAACCAGGAAAAGGGUAGAAGAGGAGAAGGAGGAACCCAGUCCCUCUGGUCUUCUGGAGAAAAUGUACGAAAACAUUUUGGGGGCUCAUGGAAUUCCUGCUGAAGAGAGUGACGAGCACUU
Messenger RNA from Rana temporaria (common frog), 1621 nucleotides. Its product is annotated as zinc finger BED domain-containing protein 4-like. The record is from RefSeq and is a predicted model, not a curated record. Bases 604 to 1284 code for a protein of 226 amino acids. NCBI's taxonomy places the organism in Eukaryota, Metazoa, Chordata, Amphibia, Anura, Ranidae. The transcript has a single exon.